UCCUGUGGUUCCUCAGGAAACUUCAGUUGUGUGAGAUUAAAAAAGGACAUCACCGACUUCACAAACCCCACGUAAAAGGAACAGACACAAGCGAAGAAAUGGAAGAUUUCUAUUAUGAUGACGAAGAGGACUCCAGCUUAAAUGACAGUUACGACUACAGUAACGAACACAGUGUUUGUGACAAGGAGACUGUGCGCUCUUUUGGCAGCGUCUUCCUCCCGGUCAUCUAUGCCUUGGCUCUGGUGGUGGGCCUGGCUGGGAACGCCCUGGUAGUGGUGGUCUACACAUCAAGGCUGAGACUGCGAACCCUGACCGAUGUGUGCAUCCUUAACCUGGCCAUUUCGGACCUGCUGCUUCUCUUCACCCUGCCUUUCUGGGCGGCCGAUGCCGUCCAUGGCUGGAAGUUGGGUUCGGCAGCCUGCAAGCUCACCUCCUUCAUCUACAGUACAAACUUCAGCUGUGGCAUGCUGCUCCUGGCAUGCAUCAGCGUGGAUCGAUACCGCGCUGUAGCCCACAAUCCAACGGGCAGGACUGGGACAGGCCGCCGGGUAUGGAGACAGUGGCUCCUGGUGUGUGUGGUGUUGUGGGCUGUAGCCAUCUUUCUUGGCCUUCCCGAACUCAUCUUCUCCACAGUGAAGCACUCCCACCACAGGAUGGCCUGUACAGCAGUCUACCCGCCCAGCAUGGCCCGACCUACAAAGGCUGCCCUGGAACUGCUGGAGGUGACCCUUAGAUUCUUGCUACCUCUCCUGGUCAUGGUGGUGUGCUACUGCUGGGUAGGGCGGGAGCUGAGCCGGGCAGUUGGGGUGCGGAGAGACCGAAAGUGGCGUGCCCUGCGCGUCCUGCUGGCGGUGGUGGCUGUGUUCCUGCUCACACAGCUGCCCUACAACGUGGUCAAGCUGUGGCGAGCGAUGGACAUCAUCUACAUCCUUGUGACCGACUGUGAAGUCAGCAAGGGUCUGGAUCGAGCUAUCCAAGUGACGGAGAGCCUGGCGCUGGCCCACGCCUGCAUUAACCCCGUCCUCUAUGCCUUCAUCGGAUCGUCCUUCAGGGGACAUGUCCUCAAAGCUGCCAAGCACCUUGGACAGAGACUUGGGAGACACCCGAGACACGGCAACGAGGAGCCGACAGUGGAGAUUGCGCUCAACACGCGCACUCAAACGCAAUCCAAGUCUGGUUCAGAAGACCAAGACACCAGCACCUUCACUAUUUAAGACUCAAAACACACAUCUACUUUCCUUUAAGCACCUAUACAAAAGUGUAGGUCUGUAUAUAUAUUUACACCAUGUUACCAUUAUAAGAGAUAGACUACCAUGUAUAAUAAUUCUUAUUGUAAUAAAUAUAUACAUGUACAGUGACUUUAUAUGCACUAACGAAGCAAAGAAUUUUGUAUAAAUUAUGCAUUUUGUUAAAUAAAAGACAGAUUUUCAGUGA
This is a messenger RNA of Cottoperca gobio, 1434 nucleotides long. RefSeq names its product atypical chemokine receptor 4b (gene ackr4b). Gene Ontology annotation, cellular component: membrane; external side of plasma membrane. Lineage: Eukaryota; Metazoa; Chordata; Actinopteri; Perciformes; Bovichtidae. Bases 99 to 1214 code for a protein of 371 amino acids. Gene Ontology annotation, biological process: G protein-coupled receptor signaling pathway; calcium-mediated signaling; positive regulation of cytosolic calcium ion concentration. Gene Ontology annotation, molecular function: C-C chemokine binding; C-C chemokine receptor activity; scavenger receptor activity. The record is from RefSeq and is a predicted model, not a curated record. The transcript is spliced from 2 exons.